Carcharodon carcharias (great white shark) is the source of this 4911-nucleotide messenger RNA. RefSeq names its product T-complex protein 11-like protein 1. The record is from RefSeq and is a predicted model, not a curated record. Gene Ontology annotation, biological process: signal transduction. The coding region runs from base 346 to 1908 and encodes 520 amino acids. NCBI's taxonomy places the organism in Eukaryota, Metazoa, Chordata, Chondrichthyes, Lamniformes, Lamnidae. The transcript is spliced from 11 exons.
UGUUGUUGUUGUUGUUGUGGUGGUGGAACGGUCGCCUUUAUUUUGGGUGGCGGGUGGUUCGGGAGCGGGCGGAUUUCGGGGCCGUGGAGAGAAGGAGAGCGGGCGGUGGAACGAUGGAGUGAGGGCUGCGGCCUGUGGUGUAGGCCCCGCCGGCAGGGAGAGGCGGCUCAGAGCGGGUGAGGAUCAGCAUUGGGCCCAGGGGCUAGAGAUAAUCAGCAGGAUCUGAGACAGCGACAGACGUCAGUAACGUAUUUCCAACAUCCACAGUAUUUUGCUUUUGUAGAAGAGAACAUUCUUGAUUCCAGGAUAGAAAGCAACACAGAGUACACGUGAAGCACAUCAAACAUGCCCCUGGAGCCGGGUAAACCAUGUACAGAUGGUGAGGAGGAAAACCCUGAGAGUACAUGUCACAAUAGGCAGGAUGCCUCUGAAACUGAGAAUCAACAAACUCAACUGAGACGGAGUACUGAAAUCCCCCACAGUGGAGACAGUCUUCCAUCUGUUUCUCCCAACCUGGUUUCUGUGGAAGAGCUAAUUGAGGCAGAGAAAGGAGUCUGUAAUAUGGCUCUAGCCCAUGAGAUAGUGGUUGAUGAAAGUUUCGUAAUCAAACAGCGCGAUCUACCAGAGAGCAGUUUUGAGAAGACACUUGAAGACAUUAUGAAGAAGGCUUUCUGGGAUAGUUUGCGAGCACAGCUAAAUGAAGAUCCACCAGUUUAUGAUCAUGCUAUCAAGCUUCUAGGUGAGAUUAAAGAGAGUCUCUUGUCAUUCUUGCUGCCUGGUCAUACCAGGUUAAGAAAUCAAAUCAAUGAGGUUCUGGAUCUGGAACUCAUAAAGCAAGAGGCUGAGAAUGGCGCAUUGCACAUCCCAAAACUGGCUGACUUUAUCAUUGGGAUGAUGGGAACACUCUGUGCCCCUAUCAGAGAUGAUGAUAUCAAGAUCAUCAGGGAUAUCACAGAUGUGGUGGAAUUGUUCAGAGAGAUUUUUGCUGUGCUGGAUUUAAUGAAGCUUGACAUGGUGAAUUUUGCUAUUAGCAGCAUUCGACCACACUUAAUGAAACAGUCUGUUGAUUAUGAGCGAAAGAGUUUCCAGGAAUUCUUUGACAAACAACACGGUUCAUUAGACAUCACAACAGAAUGGUUACAAGAGGCAGCUAGUGAACUCCUGAGCUCUGACACAGAUGUUUCUGUGCAUGGUGGAGCUGCAGCUGAUGCCAAAGACAUUUCUACGUUGUGCCCUACCUCAGUGUUAAACCAUGCAUAUGUUAAAUUGCUGAAAUGGGAUCACACCAACAGACUCUUCCCAGAGCCUGUGCUGAUGGACCAAUCACGUUUCAAGGAGAUGCAACGGGAAUUGAAUCAACUGACCGUUACAGCGGCUGUCCUGCUGGUUAUAUACAACAUGACGGGUGCAGCCAUAUCAGGGCUAUUAGGAUUUCUGGACAGACUGAAGAGGGUUAUUAAAGUCUUAUUGACAGGCAUGCAUACGCUCUCCUUUCAUCUUGCUGAGGCUAUGGUCAGUAUGAGCGAGCAAAUCUGUGUAGAAGUAAAUAACUGCUUAUCUCAACAUGGUUUCUCACUGUUAACUACUGAGAAAGAGACAGUGUUAAAAGGUCAAAUCCAGGCAAUCUCUAGUUCAGAUAACUCUGUUCGCAAACUGAUAGAUGUACGCAUCCAGACUUUCCUGAAGAUGCACCUUACAUCAAGCAAUCCAAAAUCAGUUGCAGUCCCUGGAGGACUUGGUCCUGUUAGAAGUGAGCUGGAAGAAAUAACCAUCAAAUUUCUUCACCUUGUAAACUACAACAAGUUGGUCUUCAAUCCUUAUUAUGACACAAUCUUGACUAAAGUGCUCAAAAAGAAUGGCUCGCAGCUACCUGGGCUAAAUGAGGAGGAGCAACUAUCUUCGAGAUAAUUUCACUGGAAGCAUUGCACGUUUAAGCAACAGUGCCCUUUUAUUUAUAUUUCCCUCCACACACUUUAGAAAGAGCCAAGCUGGUUGGGGAGUGGUAUGAGUGCAAUAUGCAUUUGUUCCUAAAAUAGAAAGGAAGUGAUUCAAUGUUAAGACCCCUGCUCUUUCUGAUGUCGGGAAAACAUUUAAUCCUGCAUUAUAUUUGUAUUAAUUCUGGACCCCUGAAAUUUGCUUUCCAAGCUACAAAUAAAAGCCCAAUCAACAGAGCCACUUGAACAACCAGAUAUUAAAUACCAAGUGCCGUUUUGUUUGUCUGGUUUUUGAUAAGAAUGAAUUGGUUACAUUGUUUGGUUCCCAAAGGAUAAUUUGAUGUGAUGCAAAACUUUUCAAGAUGACAAUCUCUGAGACUGAUUUUAGAACAUGAAGGCCCCUUUACAAACUGCAGUAACCCACGUGUGCUUCUGAAGCCAUCAUAAGCCUUUGAUAUCUCUAGACUUGACUAUUCCAAUACACUCCUGGCAGGUCUUCCAAUUUCCACCCUCCAUAAACUUAAGUUCAUCUAAAACUCUACUGCCCCUGCCUAAACCUGCAUUAAGUCAAUUUCAUUCACCACCCUGUGCUCACUGACCUAUAUUGGCUCCCAGUUAAGCAAUGCCUAGACUUGGGAAAAAUCUCAUCCUUGUUUUCAGAUCCCUCCAUGGCUUCGCCAAUCCCACACCCUCCAAGAUAUCAGUAUUCCUCCAAUUCUUAUUGGUGACUGUCUUCAGCUGCUGAGGCCCUAAGCUCUAGAAUUCCUUCCUCAAACCUGUCCAUCUCUCUACCUUUCCUCCUUUAAAUGCUGCUUAAAACUUAAUUUAUCAUUUGCCCUAAUUUCACCUUAUGUGGUUUGGUGGCAAAUUUUAUUUGAUUAUGCUCCUGUGAAGCACCUUGGGAUAUUUUACCUUUUUAAAAAUUUAUUCUUCAUGGGAUAUGGGCAUAGCUGGCAAGGCCAGCAUUUGUUGCUCAUCCCUAAUAGCCCUUGAGCUGAGUGUCUUGCUGGGCCAUUUCAAGAGGGCAGCUAAGAAUCAACCACACUGCUGUGGGUCAGGAGUCAUGGGUAGACCAGACUGUGUAAGGACAGGACAGCAGACGGCACAUUAGUGGAACAGAUGGGUUUUUAAUGACAAUCGGUGAUAGUUUCAUGGCCACCAUUGCUGAGAUUUAAAUUACAUCAUCUGCUGUGGUGGGAUUUGUAAUCCAUGUCCCCCAGAGCAUGAGCCUGGGCUUCUGGAUUACUAGUCCAGUGAAACUACCACUACACUGCUGUCUUCCUUCACUAUGUUAAAUGCAUCACAUAAAUACAUGUUAUUGUUUAAGGUCUAAUGUGUGGUGUUGCUCAUCAGUGCAGAGUGCUGCCUGGGAAUCCCAUUGACACUAGAGAUGGACCAGUUAUGUCUGUUUGACAACAGGCUUCCAUACCACCAAACAAUACUGUUGAAACCCCUGUUAGUGCCAAGUAACUAAAAUAAGGAACAGCUGCUGCCACUGGCUAGUGCUGAUUGCCGAGUGCUAACUAAUGGCAUGAAUGACUUGUGAUGACUGGUGCAGCUAGCCCUUUUCCUUGCCUUCAAAGAGACCCACUGCUCCUCUCUGGUCAAUACUUACAUAUUUUAGGGUGGGGGGGGCUGGUUCUCAUCAGUGCCCUAUUUAAAACUUUUGGGAACGAAUCCCCAUUUCAGAAAUGUUGCUAUUGAAAACGGAAGUGGAGCUCCUGCUUCUUGCAGUAAUUUAUGUGUUUUUUGUAACUGAGCUUUAAGUUGUAGCUACACGAACACCUCCCUGCAGUAAGAGACUGAUUAAUAUCCUGGAUGUGAGAAAUUAAGCCUGUUGUCCAGUGACUGCAGCUCUGGUUUAUUUUUAGAGACUGUAAGUCAAAAUGUUACAGAUGCCCAACUGAAGAAUCUGCCUGAGGGGUAUAACGGAAUCUUCAUUCUAUUCUAACCCAACCAUCACUCCUAUUUUCAGCUCAAGAUUUCAUAGGGUGACAAGAAAUCUGCAGCUUAAGAGUAAUCUAAAUCAAGACCAUUUUGUUGAAAGCCCACAACAGUAUUUCCCUUGGGUGAAGAUAGAAAAAUUACUUAGAUUGCACCUAUCAAGUCUCAGAUAUAUUGAAAUGCAUUGAAUAUAGAUAAUUACUUUGCAGUACACCAACUGUUAAAUAUAUUGCAUAGAUGAUGAUUCUGGGAACAGUGGGAAGGGGAGGUGAGGGUCAAUGGGGAAGGGGUGUGGAACAUUGAGAGUGGAGAUGUGAGGGAGCAAGAGAUGGGAAGUUAGAUGAGAUGGAGGUGGAACAGGGACUGGGUAGGGGUGAGAAAUUCAAACAGCAGCUUGGUUGGAAACGUCAGCAGGGAUUUUCCUUUAACUUCAAACCAGCUUGGUUUGUUCCUACAGUCUAUGGAGAUUUUACUGUGUUUUUCCUUCGUUGUAGUGCAAUUUAUAUACUCGUCUUUAAAAAAAGAUACUCGCUCAACGAACCCAACCUUUUCCUAAUAUUUAUACAAUUCAGUAUGCAAGUUGCCAAAAUAUUGAGACGGCAUUAGAAAAGUUAAGAACAAGAAAAAUACUGUAUGAGUUUUGCUUUCAUGCACAGUGAAUAUGUUAAAUUAAGGAAUACUGUCGUGCUCAGUAAAUUAAGGAAUACUGUCGUGCUCAGUUAAAGCAUUUUGUUGCAUCAGUGGCCAUAAACUCCUUACUGCUGGCUAUGUUGCAGUAUUAUAUUACACUCGCUUAGCAUUACGCUUGCGUGUGUUGUUGCAUUAAAGUCGGCUGUGGAAACUACAAGUGCUACUUUACCAGUGUAAAUACUGGUGAUCUGUUUUGUAGAACAAUUUGGAGGAUGGUCAUAAUUUUUUUUCAGCUGCUUGUUUCCAGAACUUUGUACAAUGACAGUAAAUAGUGAUAAUGUAUAGUAUUUAAGCAAAAAAGGCAAACCUAUGUAUCCUGGUGUAAUAAAAAAAGUUCACCUGC